GAGAAAAACCCUAGAGCUAGAGGGCCAUUUCCCCCAAACUCAUAUAGGAGUAUACUAUGAAUUCCGCUUAAAACCCUAAUUCUCCGAUCGGCCUCUCACUUCUGCGCACACACACAGAGAAGCUCCAACAAUGGUGAAGUUUCUCAAGGCAAACAAGGCGGUGGUCCUCCUCCAAGGGCGUUACGCCGGCCAGAAAGCAACCAUCGUGAAGAACUUCGACGACGGAACGCGCGACCGCCCCUACGGUCACUGCCUCGUCGCCGGCAUCGCCAAGUACCCGAGCAAAGUCAUCCGCAAGGACUCAGCGAAGAAGCAGGCGAAGAAGUCGCGCGUGAAGGCCUUCGUGAAGCUGGUCAACUACAAUCACAUUAUGCCCACGCGAUACACGCUCGACGUGGAUCUCAAGGACGUCGUCUCCGUUGACGCGCUCGUCUCGCGUGACAAGAAGGUCUCCGCCUGCAAGGAGGUGAAGAGCAGGUUCGAGGAGAGGUUUAAGACCGGGAAGAACCGUUGGUUUUUCUCUAAGCUCAGAUAAUUCUCACUUUGACCGGGCACGAGUUAUAAAAAAUGUAAUGAAAUGUGUAUCACUAUCGGCACUAAGUAAAAGUAUUGUAUUAGUUGACCCCGACACACCGGAAGCCAAAAAGCUGAGAUCUUGGUAAGGAAGAGUAAUUCUAUCAAUCUGCAAACUCUCUCUUUAGGUCUUGUUUAUGAAUCCAACUAUCUGGUUAGAAAUUAUUGUAAUAUAAUGCUAAUAUGGUUUUGAGCUGCAAGUUCUGUUUGGGAAGGAUCUUCACAUUUUGUAGAAGUUUAAUUUAGCUUAAACAGCUUGAUCAUUUUAUAUCAGUUCAUCUUUGAGCUGUUCAUGCCAAA
This is a messenger RNA of Salvia splendens (bonfire salvia), 873 nucleotides long. RefSeq names its product 60S ribosomal protein L27-3. Gene Ontology annotation, biological process: translation. NCBI's taxonomy places the organism in Eukaryota, Viridiplantae, Streptophyta, Magnoliopsida, Lamiales, Lamiaceae. The record is from RefSeq and is a predicted model, not a curated record. Gene Ontology annotation, cellular component: ribosome. Gene Ontology annotation, molecular function: structural constituent of ribosome. The transcript is spliced from 3 exons. Bases 131 to 535 code for a protein of 134 amino acids.